UGGCCACGAGGCACGAGGUGCUGGCCCUGGGGGGCUCCGAGCCCCGGGUGCUGCGGGGACCCCUCAAACACGUCCAGGGGCUCCAGGUGGGCGUGCAGGGGGGGUCCCUGUUCUGGGGGGACCCCAGCCAGGGGCUCAUCUACAGACUGGGGGUCCCGCCCCCACAUCGCCCGGGGGGGCCAGGACGGGACCCCCCCAGUCCCGCUCGUCACCGAGGGGGUGGAGAGGCCCCAGGGGCUGGCGCUGGACCAGUCCUCCCAGCGCCUGUACUGGGCCGACGGGCGCCUCCACAGCGUGUCCAGCGUGGCCCUGGACGGGAGCGGGCGCCGCACCCACCUGAGGGACCCCCAGCACCUGGGGCAGCCCCUGGGCCUGGCCGUGUUCCAGGGCUGGGCCGUCUGGACCGACCCCCCCCGUGGGGCCGUGGUUGCCGCCCGGCUCGGGGGGGGCUCCGAGGGGGGGUCCCCUCUGCCCCCCAGGGUGGUGGCCCAGGAGCUCUUCAGCCCCGAGGCCGUUGUGGUGCUGCACCCUGGGACACAGCCCCCAGGUCCGAACCGCUGUGAGGGUCGGGGGUCUCUGCUCCUUCCUCUGCCUCCCCUCCCCACCCGGGACCCCCGAGCCCCCGUUCCGCUGCGCCUGCCCCGACGGGAGCGCCUGGACAGCGAUGGAUUCACCUGUGUGACAGCCCCCAACACCCUCGACGGGGAGCGCCUGGACAGCGAUGGAUUCACCUGUGUGACAGACCCCCGGGAACUUCAGCGGGACCACCACGAACAGCUCAGCAGGGGAGGAGACAGACCCUCUGAGAGCCCCCAGACCUCCUGA
Molecule: messenger RNA, 825 nt
Organism: Myiozetetes cayanensis
Lineage: Eukaryota; Metazoa; Chordata; Aves; Passeriformes; Tyrannidae
Product: low-density lipoprotein receptor 2-like
Exons: 8
Source: RefSeq, a predicted model, not a curated record